Messenger RNA from Labeo rohita (rohu), 2854 nucleotides. RefSeq names its product SH3-domain binding protein 5b (BTK-associated) (gene sh3bp5b). Lineage: Eukaryota; Metazoa; Chordata; Actinopteri; Cypriniformes; Cyprinidae. Gene Ontology annotation, cellular component: cytoplasm. The transcript has 9 exons. Bases 219 to 1559 code for a protein of 446 amino acids. The record is from RefSeq and is a predicted model, not a curated record. Gene Ontology annotation, molecular function: protein kinase inhibitor activity. Gene Ontology annotation, biological process: negative regulation of protein tyrosine kinase activity; intracellular signal transduction.
UCACCUUGUCUUCACGGCUCCCAUACGGCACAGCUGUGCGUGUGGGGAUUCGGACACGCGUGUGCUUCUCUGCAUUUAUCUCUAUAAAAGAGAAAUCCAGACUGUCUGAAGGAAUGAUCUCGGCGAUUCAUGUGUAAUAGCUAGUCUCUAACGGACGCUUAACAUUCAUCUCACAGGAAAGCAUUCCUUUAAUUUCUAUAGCAAGAUAAUAAAAUAAAAUGGACAGCUCAGACAAGGAGAACAGGUCGGAUGAAGAAUUUGAAUCACCCGAGGAAGAAGAGGUGGACCCGAGAAUUCAGGGAGAGCUUGAGAAGCUGAAUCAGUCCACAGAUGACAUCAACAGAUGUGAGACUGAGCUUGAGGAUGCCAGGCAAAAGUUUCGCUCUGUGCUGGUGGAAGCCACUUUAAAGCUAGACGAGCUGGUGAAGAAGAUUGGGAAAGCGGUGGAGGACUCGAAACCGUACUGGGAGGCCCGGCGGGUGGCACGGCAGACUCAGCUGGAAGCACAGAGAUCCACACAAGACUUCCAGAGGGCCACGGAGGUACUGCGGGCAGCCAAAGAGACCAUUGCCCUAGCUGAACAGAGGCUGUUGGAGGACGAUAAGCGGCAAUUUGACUCGGCCUGGCAGGAGAUGCUCAAUCAUGCAACACAGCGAGUGAUGGAGGCCGAGCAGAUAAAAACACGCAGUGAGCUACUGCACAAGGAGACCGCUGCGAAAUACACCGCUGCCAUGAGUCGUAUGAAACAGCUGGAGAAGAAGCUCAAACGCACCAUCAACAAGUCUAAGCCCUACUUUGAAAUGAAGGCAAAAUAUUACUUGCAGCUUGAGCAACUGAAGAAGAAUGUGGAUGACCUCCAGGCCAAGCUGACACAGGCUAAAGGGGAAUAUAAGUCAGCCCUAAGAAACCUGGAGAUGAUCUCUGAUGAGAUCCAUGAGCGCAGACGUUCCUGUGGCAUAGGCCCGCGAGAGAGAGGCGUGGGAGCAGAAGGUGACGGUGUCAUUGGUGAAGACUUGUCUGGGUUCAAAAUAGAGUCUGAUGGAAUCUCAAUGGCAUCUGGGUCCUUUGAGGACGAAAACUGCAGCACCAGUGCCAUGUCCGAGGAAGACUCGGACACUCAGUCCAACAGUAGCUUCAGUUCUGGGCCAAACAGCCCUCUGGACCUGCCUUGUCCUUUCUCCUCCUCAUCUUCCUCUUCCUCUGGCUCUCCAACCUCCACCUCCCCCACUCCUUCCUCUCGCCCCUGCAGUCUGGACCUGCCCAGCACCGUCUCUUUGUCUGACUUUAGCCUGAUGUCUCCCAUCCUCGGCCCACGCAGCGAAUGCAGCGGCGCUUCCUCCCCCGAGUGCGACCUAGAGAGGGGUGACAGAGCAGAAGGUGCCGAAGCCGUACUGGACAAUGUUCUCAAUAACAACAGCAUCAGCAACACCAAAACAACCUUUGGCUUGGAUAGCCGUUUCCGCCUGCUGUCUCUAAAACUUAGCCGAAAUGAAAGCAGAAAAAACAUGGGUCUGGCUCAGCACCCCUCCCCAGCCACAAUCCUACUCGAUGGGAUGUGACCGCAAUGCCUACGCCAACGUAUCUGAUGCAUUCAUCCACAUUCCGUGCGAGAGGCACUGGCAGCCACCCGUCCUCCACUUCACCAGUGUGUCAUCCCAGCCCAUUCCUCUCACUGUCUAGAAUGUUCCGCCAAAUUUCAGACUGAACUUUCACUCGAUCUCACGGGGGUGUGAGAAAAGCAACCCGUGACGCAAUGUGCUGAGGAGACAAAUCUGCCAUUUGGAGGGGCAUAGUACUGAGUUAAGCUUUGAAGACAAACAUCUCUGUGAAACACAAUUAACGUUUCGGAUCUAGAGAAACUGAAGACACGUAAGGAUGGCGUUAGCACUUCUCUAAUAAGGAGCACUUGUCUUUUUACUUAUAAAAUGCAUAAGUUUCGUUAUGCUCUAGAUUUAUGCCACUGGUUGUCUUUAAUGUCUUUGUAAGCGUGUCAUGGAGAAUAUACAGAGUCAUUUGUGUGGCAACAUAAUGUUACAACCGUUACUGAGUUCUUGUAUAUCUAGGACAUCUGCGCAUGAUCUCACUUCAGCCUGGUGCUCAACACUCACCUGCAUGUCUUUCACAAAGACUUCCAUCUUCAAAAAGCACUCAAGAGUCUUCAGAGAAUCUUCUGCGCUGUAACAGUGAUUCACAAGGAAGUGAAGCCAACCACCUGCAUCGCAGGUCACCUCCUCAAUGUCAUCCGGAGACCUGCAGCAGCUACAGGCUGAUCCAUACUGGUCACUUUCACCGUCCUCCACAAGCCAAAUCCACCGCAUGCUGCCCAAUUCUUUCUCUCUGUGUAAAGAACAAUUAUUGUUUUUAAUACAAAUAGAAAAACAGCAAUAGAUGCAGAUUCACAGCCUUUGUGAAAACCAAUGGUUCAGGAAGUAGAAUAAGCUGGAUCUACUGUACUUGCACUGUGAGGGGGGCAGAAGGCUUGUGGGAAUGAUUGGAUGUGUCUCGGUGGGGGACUUGCUGCACUGAUGAAGAGGACGAUUACUGAAUGUACCAUCCAGCUUCUGCGGUGCAGCAGCCACUGGUCUUGAGACAGAUGGCACAGCUUCAGGUCUAGACAGUAGGCUGCGUGGUGUUUUUGUGUGACCUUGUGUCUUUUUUUUUUUUUUCUUUUUUAGCCUUUUUGAAACAUUCCGUCUCCCAUUUGUAUUGUUAGUUCUUUGGUUGUUAUCGUUUUGAGAACCGAUGGUGAGGAAAGAAACCAUGUAGCAGUAUUUAAGUGAUUUAUGGCGUUUAGUCUGUUGUUUACAAAGCUUGUGUAAUUGUUUUCAGACUGAAAUAAAGAUACCUGAAAUGA